Messenger RNA from Quercus robur (English oak), 1647 nucleotides. Its product is annotated as probable bifunctional methylthioribulose-1-phosphate dehydratase/enolase-phosphatase E1 2. Gene Ontology annotation, molecular function: acireductone synthase activity; magnesium ion binding. Lineage: Eukaryota; Viridiplantae; Streptophyta; Magnoliopsida; Fagales; Fagaceae. Gene Ontology annotation, cellular component: cytoplasm. The record is from RefSeq and is a predicted model, not a curated record. The coding region runs from base 1 to 1647 and encodes 548 amino acids. The transcript is spliced from 12 exons.
AUGGCCAUGAACAUGGACGGUUGUGGAAGCGGGGUCACGGGAGUGCAGGUGCAGCAAAAUGGAGAAGAUGGCCGCGUUAUCGUGUCAUCAUUAUUGAAUGAAGAGGUGUACUUGGAGUUGGAGAGCAAAGCAGUGAGUGAUACGAAGGCUUUAGCAGUUGAGCUCUGCCGCCACUUCUACUCGCUUGGCUGGCUUUCCGGCACUGGAGGCAGCUUCACUCUUAGAGUCCACCACCACCAUGACGCCAUUUCUACACCUUCCCAUCUCAUUGUCAUGUCCCCUUCUGGUGUUCAGAAGGAGAGAAUGGUUCCAGAGGACAUGUAUGUGCUAUCUUCGGAUGGGUUUGUAUUGACGACACCCGUUCUUAAGUCAUAUACCCAUGCCGCUCCCAAGUGUACUGAUUGUGCUCCUCUUUUCAUGAAGGUAUAUGAGAUGUGUAAUGCUGGGGCUGUUAUUCACAGUCAUGGGAUGGAGUCUUGUCUCAUUACAAUGAUCAAUCCUCUCUCCAAGGAAUUUCGAAUAACUCAUAUGGAAAUGAUAAAAGGAAUUUGUGGACAUGGUUAUCAUGAUGAGCUUGUGGUCCCUAUUAUUGAGAACACUGCCCAUGAAGGGGAGCUCUUGGAAUCUCUAACUGAAGCAAUCAGAGCUUAUCCCAAAACAACAGCUGUACUUGUACGCAACCAUGGGGUGUUUAUAUGGGGAGACUCGUGGGUUAGUGCAAAGACUCAGGCUGAAUGUUAUCAUUAUCUCUUUGAUGCUGCUAUCAAGCUUCAUCAGUUGGGGUUGGAUUGGUCUACUCCAAGUCAUGGUCCCAUUUGCAAUGUCAGUGGAUUUUGGGGAUGCAGUGGGAAUUUUAGCAGAGCACUGAAGACUGGGGCUUUGAGUUUGGAUGACAUGAUUGAACCUUCCCAACACUGUGUGCUUCUUGACAUUGAAGGGACAACAACUCCUGCAUCUUUUGUUAGUGAUGUUCUUUUCCCCUAUGCCCAUGAUAAUGUGGGAAAGCAUUUAGCUGCCACAUAUGACAGUGAAGAAGCUCAAAAUGAUAUCAAUUUGCUGCGUUCUCAAGUUCAAAUUGAUUGGGAACAAGGUGUUAUUGGUGCUGUGCCAAUCCCGCUAGAUCAUGUUGGGAAAGAGUUGGUGAUUGCAUCUCUGGCUGCUAAUGUGACUGCGAUGAUUAGGGCUGAUAGGGAAGUCACUUCCCUGAAACAACUGCAGGGUCAUAUUUGGAGAACUGGAUUCCAAAGCAAUGAGUUUGUGGCUAUUGUAUUUGAUGAUGUAGCAGAAGCUCUUGCGAGGUGGCAUGCUUCAGGCACAAAGGUGUACAUAUACUCUAGUGUUAUUAGGGAGGCUCAACAGCUUCUAUUUGCCAAUUCUAACUAUGGUGACUUGAAAAAAUACUUAUGUGGAUUCUUUGAUACCACGGUGGGAAACAAAAAAGAGACACGUAGCUACGUUGAGAUUUUGAAAACAGUGGGAAUAGAUAGGCCUGCAGACAUGUUAUUUGUGACAGAUGAUUUCCGAGAAGCCGUGGCUGCAGCUGCUGCAGGUUUGGAAGUGAUACUGUCCAUCCGACCUGGAAAUGGAUCUCUGCCACAGAAUCAUGGGUUCAGAACAAUUGAAUCGUUGCUGGAAAUCCAGCACUGA